Molecule: messenger RNA, 611 nt
Organism: Rhipicephalus microplus (southern cattle tick)
Lineage: Eukaryota; Metazoa; Arthropoda; Arachnida; Ixodida; Ixodidae
Source: RefSeq, a predicted model, not a curated record
CCUCGUAAUUUUCUCCGAGAUGUUUUGGAGAUGAUGAGGUGAGGAGCAUCAAAAGAAGUCAACUCGAGCGCAAGCGACAGAAUGGACGAGUUCGUCGUAAAUAUACACAGCGUGCAGCUUGUUCAAACACGGCGCUCGAGUCAAAUUGCCACCGCGCUGCUCUACAAGACGCUGGCAACAGCUGUCGCUUGUCAAAGACCCGAAGAUAACAAGAAGCCGAAGUCGCAGCAAUGGAAAAAUUUUCUGCGAGACUGGCGCAUAUUGAUGAAGCACAUCUUCAGCCCGGAAGAAGAAGAAAGACUGUUGAGCUGUUGCGAACCAAGCAAACGCGGGGCUCUGGAAGCGUGCGUUGAUAAAGCGGGGCUGACUUUUGAACAGUACGAACAGCUCAAGCAAGCAGUAAAAAAAUGGAGGUCUGGUCAGGGUAAAAAUGGGCAUUCCAGUCCCCGGUCAGAAGAGGAGGACCUUUCAAAAAUUGCGGGUUCGCAAUCAUCUGAACGAGAAAUAGCCGACAAGGCCCGCAUACUCGGAAAAUGCGUCUCCAAAAUUUAACGAAUUGAUAAUCAGAAACAAAUUAUUUUCAUGAAUAAACUUUGGUGCUUAUGAUGGCA